AAAUGGACUUAUUACAACCAGGAGAUUUUGAAGUAGAAGAGGUGUUCGGGGUAGGACAGACCUUUAAGGGGGUUUGGGGACUCGAAGAGAGAUAUGAGGAAGAGAUUUGAGGAAGUCAAGAAGAAAUGGAGAAGGAAGAGGGGAAAGCAUGGUUGACAGGAGUGGGAAAGGAUGAAUGGGGCUGUAAUGAGCAGCAGGAGAGCUCUCUUUUUGAAGAGAGAGAUUUGGAGAAUGCUGAAGAGAAGGAAUUUUAUGAUUUUGGUUUGAGAAAAAAUUUGAACUCAAAAGAAGAUCCAAAACAUAAAGUGGAUAUUUCUAAAUCAUCCAGCUCAAAUUUCCAAAAUUUCAGAAAUAUAUUAAAGGUGAAAAAUCAAGAGAAGAUUCCUUUAUCAACUAGCUCAUCCCCAAAAGCAAUAAAGAUGAGAAACUAUACAAUGAUGGUUGAUUGCCUUCUAGGCUCUUCUAUGAGAAGUUCUGGAGUCACUGAACUUUCUCUUCGGAAAGACGUAAUUCAUAAAAGAAUCUUGAGAGGGUUUAAGAAAUGCAUCGUCAAAUUGUUCGACUCAAUUAGAAUAAGACCUUGCAGACUUAGGAAUGGAGACACCUCGUUCAAACUAGAAAUGAUUCGUGAAGCCCAAAGGCUCAAUAUUAUUAACUCAGAACAAGGUGAACAAAUCGGAGACUUCAGCGAGUUCCUUUGCUGGAUGGCCAUGAGCAAAAACACCAAGAAGACCAAGUCUCUCUUCGAUGUUAAUAAUAAGUCGAUAUUGCUAAUGGAUGAGAUCCUUACAAAAUACUCACACAGUAAACUUGGAGGUCUCUACGGUGACUCAAACAUAAGAAUGUUAUUCCAUUACUUCAUAAGUAAUGGACUUGAAGACUUCUUGGAUGGGUGUCCAAGUGAUAAGAGAGAUCUCUACCAAAAAUGUGCUCAAGAGAUCUAUUAUAAUUUCAGUAAUUAUUACUAAUAAUCAUUUAUGAUAAA
This is a messenger RNA of Moneuplotes crassus, 985 nucleotides long. The record is from the annotation of a GenBank genome assembly. Lineage: Eukaryota; Ciliophora; Spirotrichea; Euplotida; Euplotidae.